Pogoniulus pusillus (Red-fronted tinkerbird) is the source of this 2714-nucleotide messenger RNA. It is a transcript of the gene SPATA1, whose product is annotated as spermatogenesis associated 1. Bases 242 to 2200 code for a protein of 652 amino acids. The record is from RefSeq and is a predicted model, not a curated record. Lineage: Eukaryota; Metazoa; Chordata; Aves; Piciformes; Lybiidae. The transcript has 15 exons.
GCCGCUUGCAAACGCCGACACAGGAAGCUGCAUAAAGACGGUGAAACGCUGCACGGGUUGCUCAGAGAGGCGGUGGAAGCCUCGUACCUGGAAACAUUCAAGGUCGGGUUGGACAGAGGCUCUGCUUGCGGGGGUAGGGGGCAGAGGCUUAUCACGACAUUUGUUCUUAAAGAAUAUUUCCAUCAAGAAGAAAAUUAGAAAGCCAACCUGGCAUUCACUCUGAUCAAGUGCAGAGGCUAAUAUGUCAUUCAGUCACAUGAGACCUCGAACAUCACAGUUGGUGGAGCUUCAUGUGUUUUAUGUCCCAGAAGAAGUGUGGAACUUCAAGCUGAAUACAGUUCCUAUAGCUCUUGCUAGCAAAUUCAUCUCAGCUGGAUUUAUAAGAUGUAUUAACAAAUACCAACAUUCUAGGGUGUCUCCUCACAUUACGUUAAGAGUGCUGCGGGAGAAGCUUGGAGAGUACCUGGGUGGAGUUACAGUUGCAGAUAAAUUCAAGUUUUUAAAAUGUGUUGGGAAAAAACUAGCAGUGGUGAAAGCAAAGCAAGAAACAGAACUGGAACUGAAGUCAUUUGCUCCUCCUUAUGCUCUUUAUCCUGAAUUAUAUUUAUUACCUGAAGUGGAGUACUUUGAAGAUGUUUAUCCAUUAUCAUCAGUGACUCAACAAAGACAAUACUUUAAUGCAGAAGAUAAUAGAUUUGGUCAUGGAUCAAGAUUAUUCAGUCUUCUUCAACAAAAGCCCCCCAAAAGCAAGCAAUUUUUAGAAAGCAUACACAGCAGUCAUCAGCCAGAAAAUCAGAAAGUGCACAAUCCUAUGGACCAGGGUGAGAAAGAAUCUCUCCCAGUUUUGCACACAAAACAUAGGCAAGACUAUAGCAACAUUGUUCAAGAAAAACACAUCAAAUCUAGAGAAAAAGAUGAAAAUAGAUGCAGUGGAUCUCCCCUCACGCCAAGUCAUUCAAAUCCUGCUCAUUGGGAGUCUGGAGAGAGUGGCACAGUAUUACAGACUUCUCAGCAAAAUCAUCUCAGCCAGGAUCAAGAAGGGCCUAGCACUCCUAAGUGGAAUGACAAAACCAGAGGAAAUCAUCUCACUCUUCAUGUCAACCAGAGUGAUGAACAGGGCCAGAAUAACCAUACACAUGAAAAUCACAUUACAUAUCGAAAGGACCUAACAAAUACAGAAAAGAAUGACCACCAAAAUGAUACCAAAGUAAGAGGAAGCACAAUACAGGAUGCCAGAAUUCUUACAAUAGUGGAAGACCAAGCCACAGAACAUGCACACAAAAAGCCAAGCUUGCAGCAAUACAGAAUGAAAAAGUCUAUAGCUGAUCCUGGUGAAAAAUGGGAUAAGCAGGCAGGUGAAAGGAAGCAAAACCAUCUUACACACCCCAAAGAAUCUAUUUUGCCUCCUAGUCCACCUUUUCCAGCAUUUUCUCUAAAUUCAGCUCAAGGUCCUGCAAUGCAGGCAGCAAAAAGCAAGAUGGCAGAACAGUUGCAACAAAUGAAGAAAGACAGAAGGCACAUGGAGAAAACCAGAAAGGAACUGAUGAAAAAAGCUAAAGCAAUACUGGAACAAAGUAAGCUGAGGAGAUACCAAGUGUUGGUGUUUUCCUGUGUAGUUCGUGAGGAAUGGAAGAAGAAGUACUUUGAAACUAAGAAAGCUACGGUUUCACUGGAGGGUGCUUUAAGCAAACUGCAACAAGAGGUAGAGCUUUACCACCAGAAAUUACUCAAGCAGUUAGAAGCCAGAGGUAGUAGAAACCGGCCAAACAAUAUGACAGACUCCAAGCAUGACUGUGUACCUUUCAGUGCUUUCUCAGUGGUCUGGCCAGGGUUACCUACACAGCUGUGUGGUGUCAGACCUGGGACUUGGACCCUUGUAUGCAGGCAGCUACACACCUGGGCAGGGAGAGGCUUACAGCAGGGUCUCAGAGAUGAGAGGCUACAGAAUUACACAGUCAUCCGAAUUACUACAGUGCAGCAUGAACUUGAUCAACUGAGGAUGAAGCUGGAUGAUACUAAAAUGAAACUCAUAAUAGAAAUUAAGUUGCUUAAAUUACUGGUUCUUCUGCAGAUGAGAAAGCAGGCAGCAUCUGAUUUACGAGCACUGAGAGCAGAACUGACACAGAAGAAGAUUCAUUCAGCUUUAAUUCUCCAAUCCAGAAAAGCAGGAAUUGAAGAUGACACAACUUUAACACUGUAAAGUCUACACUAGCUCUAUAAUGCAUACAGAAGCUCAGCAUUUCAGAACGUUUGUUUGUAUGGUCUUAAUGUUAUCUUGUAAAAAGCCAUUGACUACAUAAAUGUUGUGGAAUUUAUAUACUAGGCUGCUAAGGUACUGCAGCUCACUUCUUUUUUAUAUCAUCUCACUGUGAGAUUAGUCAGCUACUUAAAAUUUAACCUAAUUAUGUGUCUAAAGCAAAACCAAGCUAUUUUUGAAGUGCAAACCGAUGAAUUGCAUAACAUCACAUUGGUAUCCUGAUGUUCUUUCAUUGACAAAACACCUACUAGGCAAAUAAAACUAUCCUCUGUAGCCUUAUGUUGUUGGGUUCAGACACACAUUAAUUUUAAAAAGAAUUAAAACAGCUCUUCUGUAGAACUACAGGAUUAGUAAUCCUUUAUUUAGCUAUCUUCUGAAGCAUACUUUUGUCAUUAUGAGUAUGCCUAUCUACACAUUACCAAUGUAUUAUGACAAUAUUAUUAGGAAGCAAACAAAA